CCCGUAUAUAAGAAGCUGCAGCGCUAGGAUUCGAGUGUCUGACUGGGAGACGGGGAGAGGACAGCGGCGCAGUGUGAGUUGCAAGUCAUCAGAUUUCAUCUGUAGUUUGGUGACUAAGGAUGGGAGGUUCAGAAUCAAAGUCAAAACCAGAUGAAAACAUAUGCCAACCCCCACCACUGAUACCUAAACCAUGGAGAGAGGUGGAGUUCAGCAUGCAAAAAAAGACUGAACUCUUGGAGGAGAUAAAAAAAUAUGAAACACUGACUGAUGCUGUGGAACAGCCCAGAAUUCUGCUGGCUGGGCAGGUUCAAGCUGGAAAAAGCAGCUUCAUCAACUCUGUUAAUUCCAUCUUCAGAGGAUAUCCGAUAUUCCAGGCUACAGUUGGUUAUGGAAAAAAAAGUGUGACCAAAAAUUACAGAGCCUACACAAUUUCUGAUUCCAAGGGUGGUGGAAAGCUACCAUUCAUCUUUUGUGACACCAUGGGCAUGAAAGGAUGUGAUAAUGAUGUUGGAAUUCUUACUCAAGAUGUCUUCAGCAUGAUUGAUGGAUAUGUUCCAGAUAAUUAUAAGUUUGAUCCCAUCACUGCAAUGUCAACAUGCAAGAAAUGCACAGAGAAGCCCAGUCUGGCAGAUCAGGUGCACUGCAUCGUCUAUGUCGUUGAUGCCUCCACAGCAAUCCUCUUGGAGAAAGAACUGCUGAAAAUGUUCCAGAAAAUUCAAAAAAAGGCCUGCAACCUAGGAAUUCCCCAGCUUUUGCUGCUCACUAAGGUAGAUUUUGCCUGCAACAUCGUUAAAGAUGACCUGACCAAAGUAUAUAAGAGCCGCUACAUUCAUGAAACAGUAAUAAAAGUGAGUCAAAUGGUGGGUGUCCCAGUUGCCUGUAUUUUGCCAGUGAGAAACUACUGGUGUGAGACAGAGCUGGACAUGAAGGUGGACAUCCUGAUUCUGAAAGCCCUGCAGCAAAUCCUGAGACAAGCUGAUGCCUGCUUUGAUGAGAUAAAGCAAAGAAGAAAGAGCGAAGGAGCACCUCCUUUAUCUAAUGAAUGAAUUUCAUGUAGAAUAUUAAAGUCAUGGUGUUAGGGUUGCUAGGGUUAGGGUCAGCAAUUAAAGGGAAAUAUAAGUUGAAGUUUAUAUGAAAUGCAAAAGUCCAUUAACACUAGAAUUACCAGAGC
Messenger RNA from Polypterus senegalus (gray bichir), 1171 nucleotides. RefSeq names its product interferon-induced protein 44-like. The record is from RefSeq and is a predicted model, not a curated record. The coding region runs from base 120 to 1046 and encodes 308 amino acids. The transcript is spliced from 8 exons. Lineage: Eukaryota; Metazoa; Chordata; Cladistia; Polypteriformes; Polypteridae.